AUGUCAAAUCGUAUUUAUAAACAAUUUGAUCCAUUUGUUUAUCUUACUAAAAAUAUUACAUAUCUUUUAUCUUUAUGUGAACAUGGUGAUCUACAUUUACGUGGUGCAUGUGCAAGUUUACUUGCUACAUUAAUUCAAACAACAAUUCAUCUUUUAUUAAACAAUGUUCACUUGUAUCAACUGAUUCACAAGACAGUUCAAGGAAUUAAAUUAUUAGAAGAUUCUAUUCAACAUACUACAAGUUCCUGUACUCUUGCUAAAUUUGCUCUAGCUCAACUUAUAGAUGAUAUUGAUUUUCGAAUAUUAACUUAUCUUGAACAACAAUUAAAACAACAGUACCCUGAUAUACGUGUUCGUCAAGCAAUUGCUUCGACUUUUGCUAAGUUGGAUGUUUAG
This is a messenger RNA of Rotaria sp. Silwood1, 396 nucleotides long. The record is from the annotation of a GenBank genome assembly. NCBI's taxonomy places the organism in Eukaryota, Metazoa, Rotifera, Eurotatoria, Philodinida, Philodinidae.